CGCUUGGAGCGCUGUCCUCUGCGCACGCGCUUUAUCUGUCCGGAACGGUAGUGAUUACUGUCCCGUUCUCACUUCUUGACAAAAUCUCUCUGCUAACGUGCUGCUGUGGGACGAAGCGCGGGAUGCACGACACGGGCCAGAGUGAGGGCCACCUCAAUGGUGUGCUGCACAGCGAGCGGGUGGCCAUCCUAGACGCAGGGGCCCAGUAUGGCAAGGUCAUUGACCGGCGCAUACGUGAGCUCUGCGUCGAGUCUGUCAUGCUGCCCCUGACCACCAGCGCCAAGACACUCGUCAGCCAGGGAUACAGGGCCAUCGUCAUCUCUGGGGGUCCUGGCUCCGUGUAUGCACCCGAUGCUCCCAAAUACGACCCUGAGAUCUUCCAAUGUGGCCUUCCGGUUCUGGGCAUCUGCUAUGGAAUGCAGAUGAUCAACCGUGAGUUUGGUGGAACUGUGACGCAAAAGGACUCUCGAGAAGAUGGGCAAUUCAAGAUUCUGGUGGACCAGAAGUGUCCAUUGUUCAAAGGCAUGGACAAAGAGGAAGAGGCACUACUAACCCAUGGCGACAGUGUUGAUAAGCCUGCAGAGAACUUCAAGGUUAUCGCUACGUCGGGAACAACUGUUGCAGCAAUCGCCAAUGAGAAGAUGAAGCUGUAUGGUGUGCAGUUCCACCCCGAGGUGGACCUGACGCCCAAGGGCAAGGCCAUGUUCUCAAACUUCCUCUACGACAUCGCUGGCCUCUCGGGCAACUUCACCCUGCAAAGUCGAGAGGUCGAGUGCAUCGAGUACAUCCGCCGGACCGUGGGACAGAGCAAAGUCUUGAUGUUGGUUAGCGGCGGUGUGGAUUCCACGGUGUGUGCUGCCCUCCUGCACAAGGCGCUUCGGGAGGACCAGGUGAUAGCGCUGCACAUAGACAACGGCUUCAUGCGCAAAGAUGAGAGUGUACAGGUGGAGCAGUCUCUGCGGCAGCUGGGCCUUAGCCUGCGCAUGGUGGACGCGUCGCACCAGUUCUACAACGGCACCACGACUGUACCCAUUGACCCCAAGGACCCCCAGCGUAAGCGUACCACCAAGAUGCUCUGUGUGACAGCACAUCCCGAGGAGAAGCGCAAGAUCAUUGGGGACACCUUCAUGCGGGUGGCCAAUGAGGUGAUUAGCGAGCUUCAGCUGAACCCGGAAGAGGUGUUCCUGGGGCAGGGUACGCUGAGGCCCGACCUUAUCGAGAGUGCCUCGCACCUGGCCAGUGGCCAGGCAGACGCCAUCAAGACGCACCACAACGACACCGACUUGGUGCGGCAACUGCGGGCACGUGGUCGCGUCGUGGAGCCCCUCAAGGACUUCCACAAGGACGAAGUGCGUGCCUUAGGCCGUGACCUUGGCCUGCCCAGUGAGCUUGUCCAGAGGCACCCCUUCCCCGGUCCUGGCCUUGCUGUCAGGGUAUUGUGUGGUGACGAACCUUACAUGGAGAAGGACUUUUCAGAAACUAGUGUCUUGGUCAAGAUCAUCAUUGACUACUCUAACUCACUUAAAAAGAAGCACUCCCUCAUUAACAGAGUUCAGAAUGGUGCGACGGAAGACGAGUGCGAGUUCCUCAGUCGCGUCUCGACACAGUACAAGCUCGCAUCUACCCUGCUGCCCAUAAAGAGUGUUGGUGUUCAGGGUGACCGGCGAACGUACAGCUACGUAGUAGGCCUCUCGUCGGCCGAAGAGCCCAGCGACUGGGAGGACUUGAUGCGCCUAGCCAAGCUCAUCCCCAAGAUAUGUCAUAACAUCAACAGGGUGGUGUACAUCUUUGGUGGCCCCGUGGCAUUUCCGGUGCAAGACGUGACACCAACGUUCUUGACGCCUCUGGUGCUGAGCACGCUACGGCAAUGCGACUUUGUGGCACAGCGGGCACUGCGGGCUUCUGGCUACCAGUCUACACUCUCGCAGAUGCCAGUGAUUUUGUUGCCCCUGCACCUUGACCGGGAUGUCGUGAGCCGACAGCCGUCGUGCCAGCACUCGAUUGUCAUCAGGACGUUCAUCACUCAGGACUUCAUGACCGGAAUCCCCGCCACACCAAACAGACACCUACCCCUGGACGUCAUCAAGAAGAUGGUGAGCGAAAUCCAGGCUGUCCCCGGCGUCUCUCGUGUCAUGUAUGACCUUACACCCAAGCCUCCAGGAACGACGGAGUGGGAGUAGAAGACACAAUGUGCGAUUGUGACGGCAUCAGCUCCACUGUGCUCUUUUGCCCUUGCAGCUCAGGGCUCCGUCUCAGUUGUUCUGCGUAUCUCAACUUUCGUUGCGGCAUUUUUCUGCCUUGGGAUCGGCAUCUGUAUGAGACUGAGUUAGCUAUGUUUUAGACUGUUGUUUUGAAUUGGACUUCUAUUGUUUUCUUUGUUCAUUUCCCCCCUCGUACAUUGUUUUAGUCCUCGAGGAACUUUUUUUUUCUUUUCUGACAGGUCUUUGUUCUGUAGUUGACAUGAAAUGUUAAACUGUCCAGUGAGCAAAGCUGGCAUUGUUUCUAAACCUUUCUUUGCAGCUAAAGUCUUGUUUCUUGAGGACAUCCUGUGAAUGAAUUCUCUUUUCUUCCAUUUUUAAAAUGCAAGAAAUGGGAGUGAUACUCUAAUAAUGGCUGCUACUGUUUUCUCUCAUUCAGAAAGGUUUGUCGGGUAAUGUCUGCAGCAUUAACCCUUGCCCAGAUUGCGCUGCACAGACAUAUUGUUUUGUUUAAUCUGUUGCUGCAGAGUUUGCAUUGCUUCUCUGUGGAGUACUUGAAUGCAGUAGCAUUUUCUUUCGUGUGCUUUACAAUUGCGCUAAUGAUGGGCAGAAAUAGGCUCUGGUUUUUAAUGACUCCAACCAGUGUGUGCCAGAAACAUAAUAUAUAACUUUUCCUUGGUUCUGAAAAGUAAACAGCAGCCCUUCAGAGCGCAUUGGGGCCUUAAGAAGCCUGUCGGAAGCUGUGUAAUGCAGUACAAAAGUGCAAAGAACGGAAGUGUCUGUGCUGUGAACAAACCUUUGCUAACAAGCGGCACGUGCAGAGAGAUUUUGUUCCGCGAACGGUGCCCCUGCAAUGAAUGAGUGAGCAGUGUCACUGUAGAAUGUUGCUAGGUGAAAGUGAUUAAAGAAUAUGAAAUUUUGGCAAGUGCA
This is a messenger RNA of Dermacentor andersoni, 3128 nucleotides long. It is a transcript of the gene bur, whose product is annotated as GMP synthase burgundy. Gene Ontology annotation, cellular component: cytosol. Gene Ontology annotation, molecular function: GMP synthase activity; ATP binding; GMP synthase (glutamine-hydrolyzing) activity. Lineage: Eukaryota; Metazoa; Arthropoda; Arachnida; Ixodida; Ixodidae. Gene Ontology annotation, biological process: GMP biosynthetic process. The record is from RefSeq and is a predicted model, not a curated record.